GUCUCUUAAUAUUUUCCCUUAAAAGUUUGCCAUUGAAACUUCCUUUUCAGUUCGUCGCUGCUUUACUCAUUCUCUAGGGUUUCAAUUUUUGUUUCUUGGUUUUGUUAUUAGACUCGAGUAGCUUCUGUUUCAACUCACAAAGUAUCAGCCUUUUUUUCUUUUUCCUUUGUCGGAUUUUGUAGCAUUUGCACUUUGCAGAGUCCUCUCUGUUUUGUUUCAACUCACCAAGUUCUGAUUGCGAUUUAGAAUCUGAAAUGGGCGAGCCGCUUGGACUGCUCCAGGUGACUGUUAUUCAAGGAAAGAAACUGGUGAUCCGAGAUUUCAAGUCAAGUGAUCCUUACGUGAUAGUCAAAUUAGGAAAUGAGUCAGCCAAGACCAAAGUGAUCAACAAUUGCCUGAAUCCAGUGUGGGAUGAGGAACUGAGCUUCACACUGAAAGAUCCUGCAGCAGUUCUGGUAUUGGAGGUGUUUGAUAAAGAUAGGUUCAAGGCAGAUGACAAGAUGGGCCAUGCCUCUCUCAGCCUUCAACCGCUUAUCUCAGUUGCCAGACUAAGACAUAUAGUCCGCGUGUCCUCUGGUGAGACAACGCUUAGGAAGGUGUUACCGGAUCCAGAGAACUGCGUAUCUCGGGAGAGCACAAUCAGUUGCAUAGACGGAGAGGUGGUGCAGAGCGUGUGGCUGAGGCUGUGUGCUGUUGAAUCGGGUGAGAUUGAGUUGAAGAUAAAGUUGAUUGAUCCUCCUGGAACAAACAAGUAGCAAUAGGGAGGGUAUUAUUAUGUACGAGAUCCGUUUGUCUAGUAUAAUUGCAAAAACAUGUAUGGUCUUGUCUUUGUUUCCAAGUGAAAAUGUGAAACGGGCUUAAAAUAUGUGUACCUUAGUUGUGACAGACCAUGCACUCACCAAUUUUUAUAACCCUGUUUAGGAAUCUUUGAGAUACAUUGUACUGUUUCUUGCUGUU
Messenger RNA from Camelina sativa (false flax), 957 nucleotides. The record is from RefSeq and is a predicted model, not a curated record. NCBI's taxonomy places the organism in Eukaryota, Viridiplantae, Streptophyta, Magnoliopsida, Brassicales, Brassicaceae.